CACUUACCAACGACCAUCCACCAUCGCGUCUUCACCUUUGCCUUCGCCCAAAGGUAUUGACCACCAUGAAUAACGAGAACAUCUGCUUUAUCUGUGUAGACAUGGCGUUGAAAAGUCCCGCAAAGCAUCAGCAUCUACACCGUGACCCAAAGCCCAGGAAGACAGAAGAGUGUCUUCUUUGCGCUAGACACUUUUGCGAGGCACACAAAUCAAAUGAUGAACUUGGUGAACAUGUUUGCGAAGUCAAUCACCGAGCUUACUACGCUAAUAAUCGGAGUAUUUUUAGAAUAUACCCUACCCUUCAGACGCGAGAGAGGUUGUCUGGAGUGGUGGGAUUAUGAGUGAAGUGACAAGGGGUGGUAUGUUUUCAUUGAAAGCACUUUGGAAGGAGUUAUACUUAUGUAAAUGAAUUUAUGUUCCAAUUCUUUACUCGUUGUUUGAGUAUAUAGACGUUAUUCCGGAUCAAGAUGUCGCAUUUAAAAAAGGUAUAUCUGGGCUGUUGGGAUCAAUCAGCGAAAGAUGGAGGAGGCUGUUCACAAUAUGGAUUUAUACAAAAGUUUACAUUCCUGGUACUUCUGGUAUAAUGCAAUGCAAUUUCAAACAACUCAUUCGAAGAU
Molecule: messenger RNA, 617 nt
Organism: Aspergillus ruber CBS 135680
Lineage: Eukaryota; Fungi; Ascomycota; Eurotiomycetes; Eurotiales; Aspergillaceae
Exons: 1
Coding region: 66-341 (91 amino acids)
Source: RefSeq, a predicted model, not a curated record